Messenger RNA from Anopheles cruzii, 676 nucleotides. It is a transcript of the gene RpL17, whose product is annotated as 60S ribosomal protein L17. Gene Ontology annotation, cellular component: ribosome; cytosolic large ribosomal subunit. Gene Ontology annotation, biological process: cytoplasmic translation. The coding region runs from base 1 to 564 and encodes 187 amino acids. The record is from RefSeq and is a predicted model, not a curated record. The transcript is spliced from 2 exons. NCBI's taxonomy places the organism in Eukaryota, Metazoa, Arthropoda, Insecta, Diptera, Culicidae. Gene Ontology annotation, molecular function: structural constituent of ribosome.
AUGGGUCGCUACGCGAAGGAACCUGAUAAUGCUUCUAAAUCUUGUAAAUCUCGUGGUUCGAACCUUCGAGUACAUUUCAAGAACACCCGCGAAACAGCACUAGCGAUUAAGCGCAUGCCGCUGCGUCGCGCCCAGCGUUUCCUGAAAAACGUUUGCGACAAGAAGGAGUGUGUUCCGUUCCGUCGUUUCAACGGUGGUGUGGGUCGUUGCGCCCAGGCUAAGCACUGGGGUACCUCCGUCGGUCGCUGGCCGAAGAAAUCGGCUGAGUUCUUGCUGCAGCUGCUCAAGAAUGCCGAGGCUAAUGCAGACUACAAGGGUUUGGAUGUCGACCGUCUAGUGAUCGAUCACAUUCAGGUUAACCGUGCCCCGUGCCUACGGCGCCGCACGUACCGUGCCCACGGUCGCAUUAAUCCGUACAUGUCGUCACCGUGCCACAUUGAGCUGUCGCUUACGGAGAAAGAAGAUGUGGUCACCAAGGCCGCCGACAACGGAGAGCCAGCGAAGAAGAAGCUGUCGAAGAAAAAGAUGCAGCGGCAAAAGGAGAAAAUGAUGCGCAACGAGUAAUGAUAGUGAAGAGUGUUUUACUAUUGUAUCGUUGUGUAAAUUGUUCAUUUUAAGGUGGUGAAUAAAACCGUCACCCGCGAAGGAAAGUGCAAACAGGCGGAGAAAAAUGCAA